Messenger RNA from Helianthus annuus (common sunflower), 3883 nucleotides. Its product is annotated as kinesin-like protein KIN-4A. NCBI's taxonomy places the organism in Eukaryota, Viridiplantae, Streptophyta, Magnoliopsida, Asterales, Asteraceae. The coding region runs from base 275 to 3403 and encodes 1042 amino acids. Gene Ontology annotation, molecular function: microtubule binding; ATP binding; microtubule motor activity. The record is from RefSeq and is a predicted model, not a curated record. The transcript is spliced from 24 exons. Gene Ontology annotation, biological process: mitotic spindle organization; microtubule-based movement.
GUUGUUGCGGAUGCUGUCGUUACAGUUUAGUCUCUCUUUCUCUCUCUCUCUCUCCCACCCUCACCCUUUUGCUGCACUCCACUCAUCUCUCUCUCAUAUGUCUUUACAUUUCUCUCUCAUGUCGUCGUAUCUGUAACUCCAGAAGAAGCUGAUUUCCUUCCCUUCAUACAACACACUUCCGAUAUUACUCUCUCCCUCCUUAUCCGCCAUUAUUCCGAUUCUCAUAACUUCAUCCUCAUUCCGCCAAAUCUACUUCUGUUUCUGAUUUAAUGUAAUGGAAUCUCCACCACCACCACCAGCAUCAACCAUGGAGGAUUGUUGCGUCAAAGUAGCCGUACACAUUCGACCGCUUAUCGGUGACGAAAAGCUUCAAGCCUGUAAGGAUUGUGUCGCCGUUGUUCCAGGAAAACCUCAGGUGCAAUUAGGUACACAUUCUUUUACUUUUGAUCAUGUGUAUGGUAGCACCGGAACUCCAUCGUCUUCCAUGUUUGAAGAGUGUGUUGCUCCUCUUGUUGAUGGUUUGUUUCAAGGAUAUAAUGCUACUGUUCUCGCUUAUGGCCAGACCGGUUCGGGCAAGACAUACACCAUGGGUUCUGGCUGCAAAGACGGUUCCCAAACCGGCCUUAUUCCUCAAGCGAUGAAUGCUUUAUUUAACAAGAUCGAAAGUUUAAAAGACCAGAUAGAAUUCCAGUUACAUGUUUCUUUCAUUGAGAUUCUAAAAGAAGAAGUACGCGACUUGCUGGAUCCAAACUCGAGUAACAAAUCUGAGACACCAAAUGGUCAACCAGGAAAAGUCAACAUACCCGGGAAGCCACCGAUACAAAUUCGUGAAAAUUCAAACGGUGUCAUAACACUUGCCGGAUCUACUGAAUGUAGUGUACAAACACUAAAAGAAAUGGCUGAUUGUUUGGAGCAUGGAUCGUUGAGCAGGGCAACCGGGAGUACAAAUAUGAAUAACCAGUCAAGCCGUUCACAUGCUAUAUUCACCAUCACAGUUGAACAGAUACGCAAAACAAAUUCUGGUGAUAAUAAUUUGAAUGAAUCUAUGAGUGAUGAGUAUCUUUGUGCUAAGUUGCAUUUAGUGGAUCUUGCUGGAUCAGAACGGGCUAAAAGAACAGGUUCAGAUGGCAUGCGAUUCAAAGAAGGGGUUCAUAUUAACAAGGGCCUUCUUGCGCUCGGAAAUGUCAUUAGUGCUCUUGGCGAUGAAAAGAAACGGAAAGAAGGUGCUCAUGUUCCAUAUCGUGAUAGCAAACUUACGCGCCUCUUACAGGAUUCACUUGGUGGAAACAGCAGAACUGUUAUGAUUGCUUGCGUUAGUCCGGCUGAUAUAAACGCUGAGGAAACUUUGAACACGUUAAAGUAUGCUAAUCGUGCAAGGAACAUUCAAAAUAAGCCGGUGGUGAACAGAGAUCCAAUGUCAAGUGAAAUGUUAAAAAUGAGACAACAAUUAGAGUGUUUGCAGGCAGAACUUUGUGCUCGUGGUGGUGGUUCAACACUUGAAUUACAGGCAUUAAGGGAGAAGAUUUCUUGGCUUGAAGCUACUAAUCAGGAUCUUUGUCGGGAACUUCAUGCUUACAGAAGCCGAGGCAUUGCCAUUCAUCAUUCUGAAAUGAAUGAUAAUCAAGUUGAUGAUUCUUUUUGCAUGGAAAAUGAAGUGCUAAGAAAAAGUGUUGAUUCGUCUGAUUAUCAAAUGAGUGAAAACGGGGAUUCUGCGGUUAUAGAUGAAGCAGCAGCAAAAGAGUGGGAGCACACUCUUCUACAAGACUCCAUGGAUAAAGAACUACACGAGUUGAAUAAACGUUUAGAGCAGAAAGAGUCGGAGAUGAAACUUUUUGGUGGAUAUGAUACAAUGACCCUUAAGCAACAUUUUGGGAAGAAAAUAAUGGAACUCGAGGAAGAAAAACGGGAAGUACAGAAAGAGAGGGACCGACUGCAGACGGAAAUCGAAAAUCUUUCAUCUACUGCAGACGGGCAAACGCAAAAAUUGCAAGAUUUGCAUUCCCACAAGUUGAAAUCACUCGAGUCGCAAAUUCAGGAUCUCAAGAAGAAAAAAGACAGUCAAGUAAUCGUUACGAAGCAAAAGCAAAAGAGUGAUGAAGCAGCAAAAAAGUUGCAAGAUGAGAUACAAUACAUCAAGGCACAAAAGGUUCAACUACAACACAGAAUCAAGCAAGAAGCUGAACAAUUUCGACAAUGGAAGGCAUCUCGAGAAAAAGAAUUACUCCAGCUAAAGAAAGAAGGGCGGAGGAAUGAAUAUGAGAGGCACAAAUUGCAAGCUCUAAAUCAACGCCAGAAAAUGGUUCUUCAAAGAAAGACAGAAGAGGCUGCAAUGGCUACAAAGAGGCUCAAAGAAUUACUAGAGGCCCGGAAGUCAACCCGUGACAACUCAGUGACUAGCCCUGGAAACGGAACAAAUGUACAGAGUAACGAGAAAUCAUUGCAGCGUUGGCUUGAUCAUGAGGUGGAAGUAAUGGUGAACGUUCAUGAAGUUCGACAUGAAUAUGAGAAACAAAGCCAAGUCCGUGCUGCACUGGCUGAGGAGCUAGCUGUUCUUAGACAAGUGGAUGAAUUUGCUUCUAAAGGAAUUAGUCCUCCGAGAGGAAAAAAUGGUUUCUCUAGGGCUUCAUCGUUGUCACCUGAAGCUAGAAUGUCAAGAAUAUCUUCAUUAGAGAGCAUGUUAAGCAUUUCAUCAAACUCACUUGUGUUCAUGGCUACACAACUCUCUGAAGCUGAAGAACGAGAACGUGCUUUUGCCAAUCGUGGCCGUUGGAAUCAGCUUCGUUCAAUGGCUGAUGCCAAAAACCUGCUUCAAUAUAUGUUCAAUUCUCUUGCAGAUGCCAGGUGCCAAUCAUGGGAGAAAGAUAUCGAAAUGAAGGAAAUGGAAGAACAGUUACAAGAGCUCGUCGGUUUAUUAAGUCAGAGUGAAUUAAGACGAAAGGAAGUCGAAAAGGAGCUCAAAGUACGGGAACAACAAGCUGUCUCGAUCGCAUUGGCUUCAUCAGCUUCGGGUAACUCUCACAAUUCACUGAAACAUGUGGCUGAUGAAAAGAGUGGUCCGUUAUCUCCAAACUCCGUUCCGGUACCCAAACAGCUGAAAUACACAGCGGGCAUAGUUAACGGUUCAGUGAGAGAAUCAGCAGCCUUUACUGACCCAAAACGAAAGAUGGUACCCAUGAGCCAGCUGUCGAUGAAGAAGCUGGGCCAGCUGGCACUGGUGGGCCAUUCCUCGGGGAAACUGUGGAGGUGGAAAAGGAGUCAUCAUCAAUGGCUAUUACAGUUCAAAUGGAAAUGGCAGAAACCAUGGAGACUUUCGGAGCUCAUCAAACACAGUGACGAAACAAUCAUGCGAUCGAAACCUCGUCCGCUGCCAGCUUCUUCUGAAAUCAUGUACCAUAGACAUUAAGUUUAAAUAUAUAUAUAUAUAUAUUUCUAUUGUAUAUUCGUUCGUCUUUCACCACGCGUUCAACUCCAACAUAAAGUAUAGCGACGAUUAUGGAAAUAAGCGCAGUGUGAUAUUAUAAGGUGACGUGUUGUGUGCUUGUAGAUGGUUGUUUGAUGUGCUGAUCUGGAAUAGGUAAGUUUAUAGUAUUGAAACAUAGCUAGCUGCUGGGGCUGCUGCAUCUUGUGAUAUGGGAGAUUUAUUUCAUGGACCCUUUUUGAUGUCUUUCCCCAGAUGAAAUAGUGUGUUGAUGUGUUUUCUGGUUUGAAUUUUUGGAAACAUAAGUGUUGUUGGUAGUUGUAUUGCUAAUUUGUUUCUAGGCAAUUGUUGUGUGAGUGCAGAAGAUAGUGAUUUUGUUGGAAACUGUUAAGACAUUUAUUAACAAUGGCAGAAAAUACAUAUUUGUAAUGUUUGCUUACAAUACUCUCCAUUUUAAUUUUUCAA